Molecule: messenger RNA, 4758 nt
Organism: Betta splendens (Siamese fighting fish)
Lineage: Eukaryota; Metazoa; Chordata; Actinopteri; Anabantiformes; Osphronemidae
Gene: pcdh18a
Product: protocadherin 18a
Exons: 4
Coding region: 416-3952 (1178 amino acids)
Biological process (GO): homophilic cell-cell adhesion
Cellular component (GO): plasma membrane
Molecular function (GO): calcium ion binding
Source: RefSeq, a predicted model, not a curated record
ACGCGCAGCCGCUCGGUUCGAGGCGGGUUAUUUUUGGGCAGGUCUGUGCGCAGAGGCGCCUCAAACGCGGAGAGGGAGCGAGCGGGAGCGCACGGCGCACAGAGCAGACGCGGCGAGCAGAGGGAGAGAAGGGCGCACGGCGUUUUUAGUGGCACUCAGCCGGUUCUGCCGCACGCUGGACGCGCGCAACAGAUCUGCGUAGCGACGGGCGACGGGUAGAGACGAACCUGGAUGCUUUUACACGAAACCCCGCAACUUGCAAUUCCCAAACGAAUGUUUCUUUUUCUCCUCGGUCCGCCAAGAAAGCAAUGCAGCCGCUGGCUGGGGGAGCGCAGCGCUCACUAAGUUAAAACUGGAAUUGAUCCGCGCUGCGUUUUGGAGCUAUUUCACUAUCGGCUUUUUGGAGUGCGCGCAAAUGCGACCGGGAAAAAUGAACGGACUUUUUCUGAGAAGAAUGUGGAAAGUUCUGGCUGUUUUGGCCGUGGCGACGCAACCCGUCGCGGGCAAAACGCUGAAAUAUCAGAUCUACGAGGAGCAGAAGGUUGGCACCGUGAUCGCCCGCAUGAAAGACGACGUCGCGGACGUUCUGGCUAAACUUCCCAGCUCGGUGUCGCUGCGCUUCAGGGCGAUGCAACGGGGCUCCUCGUCGUUCCUCGCGGUGCGGGAGCUGGACGGGGAAAUCAGCAUCAGGACCAAAAUCGACCGCGAGAAACUCUGCGAAAAGAAUCUCAACUGCUCCAUCCAGUUCGACGUGCUGACGCUGCCCACCGAGCACCUGCAGCUGUUCCACGUCGAGGUGGAGGUGUUGGACAUUAACGACAACGCGCCCCAGUUCGCCCGUGCCGUUAUCCCCAUCGAGAUAUCCGAGAGCGCGGCGGUGGGAGCGCGCAUUCCCCUGGACAGCGCCACGGACCCCGACGUCGGGGAAAACUCGCUGUACACGUACGCCCUGGAGCCCAACAACUUCUUCAGGAUCGACAUUCAGGCCAGGACGGACGGGGCGAAAUACGCCGAGCUGGUGGUGCUCCGGGAGCUGGACCGGGAGGUGCGCUCCGGGUACGAACUCCAAUACACGGCCUCUGACAGGGGCGUUCCCCCGAGGACGGGCACGACCCUCCUCAAAAUCAGUGUCACCGACUCGAAUGACAACAGUCCAGUUUUUGACAAGUCGUCAUAUGUCAUAAAUCUGCCUGAAAAUUCCCCCGUUGGCACUUUGCUCAUUGACUUAAACGCCACUGACGCCGACGAAGGCACUAACGCCAAAAUAGUCUACUCCUUCAGCAGUCACGUGUCGCCCAAAAUCAUGGAGACGUUCAAAAUCAAUCCCGACAGCGGUCACCUGACCCUCAUCAGGCGCGUGGACUACGAGGCGGUUAAUUCUUACGACAUCGACGUGCAAGCGCAGGACAUGGGUCCCAACUCGAUGCCAGCGCACUGCAAGAUCCUGGUGAAAGUGGUGGACGUGAACGACAACAAACCGGACAUCAGCAUCAACCUCAUGUCCUCUCAGGGGAACGGGGACGCGGCUUACGUGUCCGAGGCGUCCCCCCUGGACACGUUCGUGGCUCUUGUGAGGGUGGAGGACUUGGACUCGGGGCUGAAUGGAGAGGUGGAGUGCAAGCUUCACGGACAAGGCUAUUUCAAGCUUCAAAAGACUUACGAGAACAACUACAUGAUUCUGACCAACGUGUCUCUGGACCGAGAGAAGAGGUCAGAGUUCAGUCUGACCGUAGUGGCCGAGGACAAGGGGACUCCCAGUCUCUCUACUGUCAAACAUUUCACUGUGCAUGUAACUGAUGAAAACGACAACCCGCCCCGUUUUGAGAAGGGACGCUAUGAGAUCUUUAAAUCAGAGAACAACCCUCCUGGAGCGUACCUGACCUCCAUCAUGGCCACCGACCCCGACCUGGAUGCCAACGGCCAGGUGAGCUACUCCAUAUUGGAAAACUCCGUUCAUGGGAGUUCCAUCUCCACCUACGUCACCAUCGACCCCUCCAAUGGCGCCAUCUACGCCCUGCGCACCUUCGACCGCGAGGACGUGAGUCGCAUCUCCUUCGUGGUCCAGGCCAAAGACGCCGGCAAGCCGCCGCUGGUGAGCAACGCGACGGUCAUCCUCAACAUCCUGGAUGAGAACGACAACCCUCCGGUCAUCGUGGUCCCGCAGCUGUGGAACUUCACCGCCGACGUGCCGGCAUCCAAGUUCACGGAGGCCGGACACUUGGUGACGGUGGUGAGGGCCACGGAUCGGGACACGGGAGUCAACGCUGAGCUCAUCUGCUCCGUCGUCAGCGGCAACGAGGAGGGCUUCUUCCUCAUCGACCCCAGGACAUGCGAGAUCCACGCCAACGCCAGUCUGGAGAGCUUCCCCCACGAGCACGCCGAGCUGACGGUGCUGGUCCGAGAUCAGGGAAGCGAGAGCCUCAGUGCCAAGGCGGUGCUGAAGAUCACCCUCUAUGAGAACAUGGAGAACCACGUCCAGGUGAUGGACCAAGGGGAGUCUUCUCUCGAUGUGUCCCUGAUCAUCAUCAUCUCCCUGGGGGCCAUCUGUGCUGUGCUCCUAGUCAUCAUGGUGGUGUUUGCCGCCCGCUGUAACCGCGAGAAGAAGGACACCAGGCACUCCUACAACUGCCGGGUGGCCGAGUCCACCCACCAGCACCACCCCAAGAAGCCCUCGCGCCAGAUCCACAAAGGCGACAUCACCCUGGUGCCCACGGUGAACGGCACCCUGCCAAUCAGAGCUCACCACCGCUCGCCCUCGGCCACGCCCCCCCUGGACAGAGCCCAGAUGGGAAGCCGGCAGAACCACCACAGCCGCCAGUCCCUCAACAGCCUGGUGACCAUCUCGUCCAAUCACAUCCCAGAGAGCUUCGCCCUGGAACUGGCACAUGCGACUCCACCAGUAGAGCAAGUCUCACAGCUUCUGUCCAUGCUCCAUCAGGGCCAGUACCAGCCCAGACCCAGUUUCCGUGGCAACAAAUACUCCCGCAGCUACAGGUAUGCAUUACAAGACAUGGACAAGUUCAGCCUGAAGGACAGUGGCCGUGGGGACAGCGAGGCGGGGGACAGUGACUGUGACAUGGGGAGGGAAUCCCCGGUGGACAGGCUCCUGCUGGGGGAGGGCUUUUCUGACCUCAUACACCUUGAAAUGCACCACCGGCUUCACCCAGCUAUGAGAUUGUGCACGGAUGAAUGUCGCAUCCUGGGACACUCUGACCAGUGUUGGAUGCCCCCCCUCUCCUCGCCCGCCACCUCCGCCGACUAUCGCAACAACAUGUACAUUCCUGGGGAGGAGUCCGCCCAGCAGCCCCCCAUCGACGACGACCAGUCCUCCGUCGACUCCGAGCACCGCAAGAGCUUCUCCACUUUUGGCAAAGAGCCCGGCAGCGAGGAGGCGGCGGCCGGGGGCGUGGCUGCGGGAGCAGGAGGCGACGCGUGCGCGGCCGGAGGGGGGGGCGGCUCCCUCCUCACGGAGAUGAACUCCGUGUUCCAGCGGCUCCUCCCCCCGAACAUGGACUCGUACGCCGAGUGCAGUGAAACAAGUCCGCCCUCGGCCUCGUCGGCCGCAGAGAGAGGGAGCGGACGGAACAACGCCGUUCCCCAGGACAAUCGGAGGGGGUUGUUGCCGGGCGGGAAGGGCCCCGCCUACCCGCCGGGCGUGGCCGCGUGGGCGGCCAACACUCACUACCUAAACCCUGGGAGCGGAUCCGUGGCGAGCAACCAGCCCUCGUCCACCUCCACCUCCACCUCCACCAACGGACAGCCGCCGCACCUCAAGUGGCUGCCGGCCAUGGAGGAGAUCCCGGAGAACUACGAGGAGGACGACUUUGACGGCGUCUUUCAUCAGGGUCACGCGGGCGGCAAGCGCGGCGACGGCCGCCAUGAGCCGGGCAUAGACAGCAGCGAGCUGGUGCACGAGAUCAACAAGCUGCUGCAGGACGUCAGGCAGAACUAGCGUGGUGUCACUGCGGUCCGAGGGGAAGGGCGGGCGUCUCCACCUUCUGGGAUGUGCUUAUUCUUUGUGCCAACAUAUAUAAACAACACGAUGACUGUUUUCUCGUUAACUGUAAUGCUCGUCUCGUUUCUUUUACCAAAUAUGCUUUUCGACCGCUCAGUGCUGAGGUGACGCGCGGCGCACGAGGUCACGCGAAGGCAUCAAAGCGACCUUUCGCAAGUACAGAUUGCCCGGUUGCUGUCGCAGUCGCUCUUGGAAAGUUGCUUGAACGAGCGAUUUCAAACAGAAAUCCACUGGCAGAAAGUGAACCCUUCCUUCGUUUGUAAUGUUUACAGCAGCGUGCACAGACUCCACAGGGAGAGACCAACAGUGGUGUGAUCUAAUUUUUGCUUUUACAGUGUACAAUGUUGUACAGUGUCUGUGGAAAAAGGCAAACUCACUUGAAUAUCGUGCUCUGUCUCCUGUUUUGUUAUUAUGGAAUGUAACUGUACAAUUUGACCUUUGUAUUUUAAAAAUACACCCUUUUUUACUUCUAUAUAUUUAUAUGUGCCCAUGUAUGUUUGUACAGAAAAACAAAACAAAUGUCUAUUUUUUAUAUUUGUCGAUGCAUGUCUUAAUAUCACUUAACGUGUCUGCUUUCCUCUGCCCUGUUUGAUUUAUAAACCAGCUGUAUUUAAUUUCGUUAUUGAAUGUGUGUGUGCGUAUUAAAAUUAAUCACAUUCCAAUGCAGUUCCAUGUUGGAAGUCGAUUUUGUAUGGUAGCAUUGUGACCAGUGGCUGAUCAAUAAAGUGGAGGGAUUCAUAACA